AUGGCUCUGCCCAACCUGCGCAACAUUUUCGCCUCGUUCCGCUCGCCUCUCGAGGAGCGCGAGUACUCGCGCACCGCCUUCUUCAAGUUCCUCGGCUUCGUCCUCGUCACCAUGAGCAUGAGCCUCGCCGCCGUCAAGCACCACAAGCGCGGCAUCCCCGCCGGCUGA
Rhodotorula graminis WP1 is the source of this 168-nucleotide messenger RNA. RefSeq lists its product as uncharacterized. The record is from RefSeq and is a predicted model, not a curated record. The coding region runs from base 1 to 168 and encodes 55 amino acids. Lineage: Eukaryota; Fungi; Basidiomycota; Microbotryomycetes; Sporidiobolales; Sporidiobolaceae. Gene Ontology annotation, biological process: outer mitochondrial membrane organization. The transcript has 2 exons.